Messenger RNA from Cladocopium goreaui, 2172 nucleotides. The record is from the annotation of a GenBank genome assembly. Lineage: Eukaryota; Dinophyceae; Suessiales; Symbiodiniaceae.
AUGGCUGACAUCAAGGUGAAGCUCAGGUGCUCUCAGGAACAGUUUGUGGACAUGCUGCAGAAGUACUACACUCAGCAGUUGGUUCAGCUUGAGGAUCCUGAUGCUGUGCCUGAUUGGGUGAUGCUCAGUUUCAGGAAUGAACUCAGUCAGAUCUUCAAAGACUUCAAGGGUUACCCAAAGAUCACUCAGGGGCAAUGGAUUAGGAUUCUCAAGACAGCUCUUCAGGAUGCUCAGGAUGGUUGGCCAUCAGAGUGUAUCCCUCUUCCUCAGCCUGCCCAGCCUGCCCAACCUGCUAAGUCUGAUACAUUUGAUGCUACCCUCAGCAAGUUUCAGGAUAUGGAAAAGGAGUUGAAUGCACAGCCUGACCAUGAGGUGAUGGAGGUGCCUGACAAGGUUUUGUGGACUCAGAAGGGUGGCAAAGGGCGCUACCAGCUUCAGCCCAAUGAUCCACCUCAGGAACACAAUGGCUGGUCUCAGGAAGUGGUUCAAAGAUAUUACACUGAGGUGCUCAGAAUGGACCCAUUGCCUUGGGGUGCAUUUGUAGCUCCUCAGUUCAGACAAGCUCAGUUCAAGCCUCCUGAGCCUGAUCCACCAGCUGGAUUCUCAGCAGCAACUGCUUCUUCAUCAACAGGGAAGGGCUCAGGCAGACCUCAUCAGCCCUUCAAUGUGCUAGAUGCUGCUUUAUCAAAUAUGCAGAGAAGCUCAGUUUGGAAGCCUCAGCCUAUCAGGACUGCCAAUGAUGCUCAGGGCUAUGUCAAGUCUGAGCUCCAAAAGCUGAACAUCAAUGAGAUUGACAAGCUCCUGGACAGCUCAGAAUCAGAUCAGAAGCUCAGUGACUUGGACAAUGUACCUGACCUGAUUGAGGACAUGAAGUCCAAGAUUCUUCUACUUGAGCAGGCACUUGAAUCUCAGGAGCUCACAAUGCUUAGGCUCAGGCAACAUGCUAAGAACAUGGAAGAGGAGCAAGGUGAGCUCAGGGCUUUGCAUGCUGAGCUUCAACUCUCAGUGAAAAGAUCUCAGUCCUACUGGGAGCAGAAGCUGUCUCAGGAUCUUCUGAAUAAGGUGGUGGCUCUGACAGCUGAGAUGGCUGACAUCAAGGUGAAGCUCAGGUGCUCUCAGGAACAGUUUGUGGACAUGCUGCAGAAGUACUACACUCAGCAGUUGGUUCAGCUUGAGGAUCCUGAUGCUGUGCCUGAUUGGGUGAUGCUCAGUUUCAGGAAUGAACUCAGUCAGAUCUUCAAAGACUUCAAGGGUUACCCAAAGAUCACUCAGGGGCAAUGGAUUAGGAUUCUCAAGACAGCUCUUCAGGAUGCUCAGGAUAUGGAAAAGGAGUUGAAUGCACAGCCUGACCAUGAGGUGAUGGAGGUGCCUGACAAGGUUUUGUGGACUCAGAAGGGUGGCCAAGGGCGCUACCAGCUUCAGCCCAAUGAUCCACCUCAGGAACACAAUGGCUGGUCUCAGGAAGUGGUUCAAAGAUAUUACACUGAGGUGCUCAGAAUGGACCCAUUGCCUUGGGGUGCAUUUGUAGCUCCUCAGUUCAGACAAGCUCAGUUCAAGCCUCCUGAGCCUGAUCCACCAGCUGGAUUCUCAGCAGCAACUGCUUCUUCAUCAACAGGGAAGGGCUCAGGCAGACCUCAUCAGCCCUUCAAUGUGCUAGAUGCUGCUUUAUCAAAUAUGCAGAGAAGCUCAGUUUGGAAGCCUCAGCCUAUCAGGACUGCCAAUGAUGCUCAGGGCUAUGUCAAGUCUGAGCUCCAAAAGCUGAACAUCAAUGAGAUUGACAAGCUCCUGGACAGCUCAGAAUCAGAUCAGAAGCUCAGUGACUUGGACAAUGUACCUGACCUGAUUGAGGACAUGAAGUUCAAGAUUCUUCUACUUGAGCAGGCACUUGAAUCUCAGGAGCUCACAAUGCUUAGGCUCAGGCAACAUGCUAAGAACAUGGAAGAGGAGCAAGGUGAGCUCAGGGCUUUGCAUGCUGAGCUUCAACUCUCAGUGAAAAGAUCUCAGUCCUACUGGGAGCAGAAGCUGUCUCAGGAUCUUCUGAAUAAGGAAGCUCUGAGAAAGUUCAUGGAAACUCAUCAAAUGAGUGAACUAGAUCUCAGGCAGCUGAUGCAAAAGUCUCCUCAGAUUGAUCACAAGCCUCAGGACUCAGUGAAGGAAGUUGUGGAUGUAUAA